AUGAAUCCUACAAUUGUUAUUUUAGAAGAAGAGAAUUUAUUCAUUUAACAGUUUCAACUCUCUAAUCUAUCUUAGCUUUCUUAUUAUGUGGAAUGUAAAGGGAUAGCAGCAGUUAUAAAUCCUGUUAGAGAUAUUUGUCUGUAUUCUUAAUUAGCAGAAUCUCGAAAUGCUACUAUAUAAUUUAUUUUAUUAACUGAGGUUCCCUGCGAUUACAUUUCAGGGCAUUUAAUCCUAUAAAAAUUAUACUAAGCUCAAAUUUUUGUUGGCCCUCAAUCUAACUGUAAAUUUGAUAACAAAACCCUCAAGGAAACUGAAGCAAUUACAUUAGGCGAUUAUUAGCUCAGAUAAAUUUACACACCAGGCCAUUCUAUCGAAUCUUGUUGCUAUUUACUUGAAAAUGUUAUCUAAAGCUGUAAACCUGUAGCAGUUUUUAGUGGUAAUACUUUAUUAAUCGGAGAUACUUGUGGAAUAAAUACAACUUAAGCCUAAACAAUUGAAGAAUAAACUUACUUAGCAUCUCUUUUAUUUGAUUCUUUAAGAAACAAAAUAUUAACUUUAUUAGAUACAACUAUUAUAUACCCAGGUCACACUUCUGGUUUUAUAUUAGCACCUAAUGCUAAAAAUGGAUUAAAAGAUACUUUAUUAAAUUAAAAGCUAGUCAAUAGAUCUUUAUAGGAAGUAACAAGAGAAUAAUUCAUUUAGCAAUUAUUAAAAAUCACUACUGAAGUACCUAAAAAUUAUUAUUUUAUUAGUGAACUAAAUAGAGAUUUAGUAUAAGCAGAUUUACUUGAAAGUAAGCUUUAAUCAGCAAAAUAGCUUGUUAGUGUAGAUGAAUUAUUAAAGUUCUAGCAACAAGGAUCAAUUAUUCUUGAUUGUAGGCCUUAUGCAGACUUUUUGAAUGGCUUUAUAGAAAAAUCUGUGAAUAUGAGUCUUUCAACUAAAAUAGAACUAUGGAUAUCAAUGAUGUAUUCUUGUAAAAAUAAUAAUUUUGUAGUUAUUUGCUAACCAGGCAAAGAAGAAGAAACAUAUACUAGAUUAGCAAGAAUAGGAUUAGAUUUUACCAUUAAAGGAACUCUCUAAGGAGGCAUAGAUGCCUACACUGAGAGUGGAAAAGUACUUUAAAAAGUGCCUAACAUAGAUGCUGCAAAGUUCAAAAAUGAAAUUUAUUAAUAAUAAGCUCCUUAUUCAAUGGAUGUAAGAGAUGAACAAGACUAUUAAGCAGGUCAUCUUGAAAACUCUUUAAAUGUGCCAAUAAGUUAAAUGUCAGAAGCAUUUUCUUCUAACAUUGAUCAUUUCCCAAAAGAUUAACCUAUUUAUGUUUUUUGUAAUGGUGGAGGCAGAGCUCCUCUUGGAUGUUCUAUCUUAAAGGCUAAUGGCUAUUAGAAUGUUGUUCAUGUUGUUGGAGGUAUGUCUAAACUAAAAGAAAACGCAAUUCAACUGAUUAAACAAUGA
Molecule: messenger RNA, 1452 nt
Organism: Tetrahymena thermophila SB210
Lineage: Eukaryota; Ciliophora; Oligohymenophorea; Hymenostomatida; Tetrahymenidae
Product: rhodanese-like domain protein
Exons: 1
Biological process (GO): glutathione metabolic process; hydrogen sulfide metabolic process
Molecular function (GO): sulfur dioxygenase activity
Source: RefSeq, a predicted model, not a curated record